Molecule: messenger RNA, 1941 nt
Organism: Bactrocera oleae (olive fruit fly)
Lineage: Eukaryota; Metazoa; Arthropoda; Insecta; Diptera; Tephritidae
Gene: p47
Product: NSFL1 cofactor p47
Biological process (GO): autophagosome assembly; proteasome-mediated ubiquitin-dependent protein catabolic process; Golgi organization
Cellular component (GO): nucleus; cytosol
Molecular function (GO): ubiquitin binding
Source: RefSeq, a predicted model, not a curated record
UGUUGUUGUUGUUGUUGUUGUAACGGCAGAAAAUAUUUCUCCAUUUCGAGAUUUGGAGAUAAAGGCAAGAUAUAUAUUUCUCAAAAAAUAUGAAAAAAUAUUCUUUUUUGAUUUGUAAAGUACUUUAAAUAAAUUAGUCACAGUGAAAAUAAACCAAGCAACUACUAAUUUGAGCCAUAUUUAUAUCCCGGAAAUUCCGGUUGCACAUAUCCGCUGUCAAAGAGCUGUGAAAACCUGAACAGUCGCGAUGAAUACUUUAUGGUGAAUUAAAAUAUUAAUGUUGGAUAGUCAUAAUUAGUUGAACUAAAUAGUUCGAUAUCGAUAUUCACUUAUGUAAAAAUCUCGAAUAUAAUAUACUGACUAUUGGGGAGUUAAUCAUGAAAAAAUGCCAAAAUAUUCAAAAAACUAUUUUUUGUAUAUAUAAUUAUAAUUAAUAUGAAUCUAUAAUUUAAUUAAAAAUAUUCUAUUUGCUUCUCAAAGCCAUUUUUUGACGUUUAAAAAUUAUAAAAUCUAUGGCAUCACAUUGCAUUAUCAGUUAUAAGUGCAGUCUGGCAACCCUCAAUUGAUCAAUUGUAUUAAAUCUGUGAAAUCAUUGUUUUAAUUUACUAAUUCUGUGUUACGAGAAGAAAAUAAGAUUUGAAUGCUAAAAAUAUGUCUAACAACGAUGAAUUGAUCGCACAGUUUAUUGAAAUAAGCGGUGGAGAUGAAAAUGUCGCCAGAUUUUAUUUAGCCAGUUCCAAUUGGUCGCUAGAGGAUGCGCUUUCCAAUUUUCUUGGCAAUCAAGUUGAUGGAGAGGGUGGAAGCGAUGAACAACCAAUCGAACGAAAUUCAGGCGGAGCGCAUAUUGAACCUGCACCUACAAAUUCAAGUAGUCGGGUACGACCAGAAACCGGUGCCGCAGACAGUUUUACUAAGAAAAGCUCAGAUAAGCCAAAAGUAGCAACACUAAAUGAUAUGACAAAGCGUACAUCUAAUGAAGAAGAGGGGCAGGCGUUUUAUGCUGGUGGUUCCGAACGUUCAGGACAGCAAGUUUUAGGACCACCAAAACGUAAGAAUUUCCGGGAACAAUUAACUGACAUGUUUCGUAUGGCACAAGAACACAACACCGGCGAAUCUGCUAGUACUUCAAGCGGCCCAUCAACAUCUGGUGCUGUACAAUGGGGUCAAGGUGUACGAUUGGGCAUGACCGAUACAGACCAUUCGGUCGUAGGUUCGCAGCAGGACGAUGCAAAUACAACAGGUGAGAAGAGACCUAUUGUUGUGCUGAAAUUAUGGAGCCAAGGAUUUUCCAUUGAUGAUGGUGAACUACGUCUAUAUGAUGAUCCCGAAAAUAAAGAGUUCUUAGAAACUGUGAUGCGCGGGGAAAUACCUCAUGAAUUAUUUGAAAUGGGAUGGGUCGUUAAUGUUGACGUGGAGGAUCAUCGUCACGAGGAUUACAAAAGGAAAACUGUACUACCUAAAUUUAAAGGAUCCGGCCAUACAUUGGGAAGUCCUACACCUAACGUGGAAGGAGCAGCAUCAGUAGCACCAACUCCAAAUACUGCAAAACCAACAACAGCUGUUAAUGUCAAAGAGGAUGAAAGUGAGGCUAAAGCUAAGCUUAAGAUUGAUUCUUCUCAGCCAACAACAACAUUACAAAUACGUCUAGCCGACGGUUCACGUUUAACCGCCCAGUUCAAUCUCAAUCACACAGUUGCUGAUAUACAUCGCUAUAUUAUGAAUGCCAGACCACAAUAUGCGGAGGGUAAUUUUCGGUUAGUGUCCUCAUUCCCAACCCGUGAACUAACGGAUGAAGCUGCAACGAUUGAAUUAGCUGGUCUAAAGAAUGCGUCAAUAAUGCAGCGACUGAACUAAAUUGUAAUCCUUAUAUACCCACUGAAUACAAUUUUUUCAACAUAUUAAUAAAAAUACCAUUAAUGUAAUAAAAUGCAACUACAUAGA